Messenger RNA from Candidozyma haemuli, 1509 nucleotides. RefSeq names its product ubiquitin-protein ligase. Bases 1 to 1509 code for a protein of 502 amino acids. NCBI's taxonomy places the organism in Eukaryota, Fungi, Ascomycota, Pichiomycetes, Serinales, Metschnikowiaceae. The transcript has a single exon. The record is from RefSeq and is a predicted model, not a curated record.
AUGACCUUCGAAGAAGGACAGGCUGGUGACCAAGAGAGCACUAGCUCCCAGAAUACCCAUUUCUAUGACUCAACAUCGCAAGCACAGUCCGAUCCACACCCAGAAGAAGAGCAACAUUCUGAUCCACAGUCUGCCUCCCAAAGUGAAACUAGAACAUCCGAUCCAGAGCAAAUGCUGAACUAUAACUUCUUUGACUACUUACUCGAUACCGCUUUAGGUAGAUCUAACGAAGAGGCAAGCCGAACUGAUGCUCCAUCCAACGAACCAGCUGCUGACGCCACUGCUAGUGGCCCUACAAAUGGUCCAGGUACUACUGAACCUUCCACUACAGGAGACACCGACCAGCUGGCUAGCAACUUAAAUGCAUACCAUCCUUUAGGCUUUGUUGGUACAGACCCUUCUGGAUCCAUUAUUAUUACUGUUAAUUAUAUGUUCUUAGAUGGAACAGAAGGUGACGGACCUGGCCGUACCGGUUCGCUUGUCGUUACAUUGCCUAACAAUCCUUCCAAUAGAGAGCCUAGGGCCAUCCAACAAUUCAUCUCAUUGGCAACCCGUAUGGCAUACCUGGUCUUGGUGAAUAAUACCACUAGAAAACGGGGCAUCACGCCAGACAAGUUUAGAGAGUUCCCUGUGAAACCACUACUGACGCUCAAUGAACAGUCGUGCUCUAUCUGUUUCGAGCGAUUCGAAGAGAUCCACCCGAUAGAUGAUGAUCUGGAUUGUAUCACCAAGAAACGUAAGAUGAACCUGAGAGAACCAACGCCUACGGCAACUUCGUCCAAUGACCGUGAACAUAACACUACUUUAGAAAGCUGCAGUGCAGAAUGGAAACACGUUCCAGUUGAACUUCCGUGUGGACAUAUCUUUGGUCAGUCUUGUUUGGCUCAUUGGCUCAACGACAACCGUAGUUGUCCGUUAUGCCGUAAGAACCUUUGUGAAGGUGAAGAAGGCGAUGACGAACGUUCUGAAGUGCCACCUGUGACAUACUUGCGUUUUGGUGGUCCCGGAAAUGGUGGCAUGCAUCUUUAUGGCGAUAAUCCUCGAGCUCAGUCUACUGAAAGACCUGAGCCCGAGGCAAAUGAGCCUCAAGAAGAGACCCAGCCACCAACUGGUGAAUCUGAACCCGAUACUCAAUCACAAGAUCACCCAGGCUUGCUCCGAAGAGCUACUUCUGUCAUAUUCCAUCCUCAUAGACUGCAACUUGGUAGGAAUGCACUGGAAAGAACUAUGCCUGGGUUCUCGAGAUCCCUGCUGUCAUCAAACAUGGGCCGCCGCCGUAACUCGCCGGUAUCGCCCAUGAUAACACAAAUUCUUAAUUUAUUUGGAAGAAAUAGAAGGAGAAGAGAAGAAGACCAGAGUGGUGCUUCUUCCAUUUUUGCAUCUGGAGUCUCGAGCAGACGAACUGCUAAUGGAGUGGAGACUACUACAAAUGAAAAUGGUCAUAACCUGGAUGAAUCUGCAUUUGGCCCCGACUUCAAUCAGGGUCUGUCUAAUGAUACCCCUCAAUGA